GAUUGGAUUUUUGGCCAUCUCUCGCAGGAUCGACGCGAGCAAGGCUGCACGCCACCAGACGUUCCAAGCAUAUCUAGGCUACUUAUUGAUAUGCAGAAAACACUAACUGAGGGAUCAUCUGAUGACAAUUUCUCACCAGUAAAGGCUAAAGGUUCCCCAGCAUCUAUUCAGAAAUCUGCAAACUUAACAGGGAGUCACAGAAAAGUGAAAGACACCACAGCUGACCUUCAUAAUCUGUGUCAGAAAUGGUUGAAGUUCAAUAGUGAGGGAACAGACAUCAUCAACAAGAUAGCAAACGUCAAACUAAAGGCUAUAUUUAAAGAAGACUCUAAGAGAAACAAGGAUGAGGUUUUGUUAACAAAAACAGAAAUACCAGAAGAGCUAGAAGACUAUUGUAAGAAAGUGUUUGGGAUUAUUGGAAAUAUGAGAAAACUUGUUGAUAAAAUGGAAGUGAUGUUGGAGGUUUUCAAUGGUGUUGCUGACUUAGAGCGUCACAAGGCUCAGUGUACUUCCACAGAGUGUGGUCCUGUCCUUUUCCAAACGUGGAAAGUCGAGGGAUUUGAGGAAGCCACCAUGGGGAUGCUGGAAUGCUACAGAAAGGAAGUUAAAUUAAAGGAGCUGCUGUCUGAGAAUGUCUGCCAUGUGAAGGAUAGAGACACAAUGAUGUUUUAUACUGCAGCCUGGGUACAUCAGCCCUACAUAGACAGUUCGUGUAUUUUACUACUCGAGAGUAUGUUGACAGAGACUGGACACAGAUAACAUUUCUCAACUUUGUAUUAGUUGUCUCCUUUAUGAAGAGUAUCUCAUCUG
This is a messenger RNA of Pecten maximus, 810 nucleotides long. RefSeq names its product cyclin-dependent kinase 2-interacting protein-like. Bases 91 to 759 code for a protein of 222 amino acids. Lineage: Eukaryota; Metazoa; Mollusca; Bivalvia; Pectinida; Pectinidae. The transcript is spliced from 5 exons. The record is from RefSeq and is a predicted model, not a curated record.